This is a messenger RNA of Daucus carota subsp. sativus, 1874 nucleotides long. RefSeq names its product serine carboxypeptidase-like 2. Lineage: Eukaryota; Viridiplantae; Streptophyta; Magnoliopsida; Apiales; Apiaceae. Gene Ontology annotation, biological process: secondary metabolic process; proteolysis. Gene Ontology annotation, molecular function: serine-type carboxypeptidase activity; acyltransferase activity, transferring groups other than amino-acyl groups. Bases 248 to 1645 code for a protein of 465 amino acids. The transcript has 14 exons. The record is from RefSeq and is a predicted model, not a curated record.
CCUUAAAUUGAUGACAGUUUCAUCAUCAAAUUUCAAAUGUGAAUUACAGAUACGGUCACAUGAGGAAUAACCGUGCACUAAUUUUACCUUCAUCUAACAGUCAAAGUUCAAAGUCUAUUAAUGGGCAGGGUUCUGGUUAAGCGCGCGCAGUGCGAGGUUUCAUUGAAUUCAGCAGAUACUAGGGUGCAACCUAAUAUCGUACAAUAAAUUUGUACUUGCACUCUUUUCGUCCGUCAGAAAAUCCAACAUGACAAAUCAUACGAAAUUCAUCUCAAGUGUUUUGCUUCUUUUUGUUGUCGUAUCAUAUAUACCAAACCCUACAUCUUCCCAGACGAUUGUCAAGGCUUUGCCAGGAUUUCCCGGGGAACUUCCCUUCAAACUUGAAACGGGAUAUGUUGAAGUAGGAGAGAAAGAAGAUGUGGUGUUAUUUUAUUAUUUUGUGGAAUCUGAACGGAAUCCGAAGACGGACCCUCUCUUGAUUUGGAUUGCCGGCGGGCCAGGUUGUUCUGCUCUGCGUUCCUUCUUCUUUCAAAUCGGUCCGUUUACAAUAGAAUAUUCAGAUAGCAGCAAAGAAAUACCAGAUUUGCACUUGAAUCCAUACUCUUGGACGAAGUUGGCUAAUGUGAUCUUCCUGGAUGCGCCUACCUCUGGAUUUUCCUAUGCAAAAUCUCCGGAGACUUAUACAAAUAGUGAUACUUUAUCGGCAAAAUACACUUAUCAGUUUCUUCUCAAGUGGCUGGAGAAUCAUCCCAAGUUUAUCAGCAAUCCUUUCUACGUCACUGGUUUAUCCUACUCAGGAAUAACUAUUCCACUUAUCGUUCAAGAGACAUUUGACGGUAACGAAGCUGGAAAUGAGCCGAGAAUUAAUAUUGCAGGCUAUAUUAUUGGAAACCCGCUAACAGAUAGGCACCUCGACUUCAACGCCCGGAUUCCUUAUGCUCACAAGGUGGCGCUUCUAUCAUAUGAAAUUUAUGAGUCAACAAAAGCGAAUUGCAAUGGUGAAUACGUGAAUGUUCAUGCAGACAACAAAUUAUGUCAAAGUGAUCUCCAAAACGUCGAUGAGUGCCUAGAGGACGUGUAUAUGUUUCACAUAUUGGAACCCAUUUGCACUCCAGAGACCAGCACCAGGAGAUUGAAGGGCCAACAAUGGUGUCGGGAUAAUACUUACUUGUAUACUGACGUUUGGGCAAAUGUUCCAUCGGUACGAAAAGCACUGAAUAUCCGGGAGGGAACUAUUGGAGAGUGGGUUAGAUGCAAUGCUGAUCACUAUUUUCUUGGUAAAAAUGAUACUGUUAACUAUGCAUACGAUGUCUCUAGUACUCUUGGUAAUUAUCGAAACUUUACCAGAAAAAAAUGUCGAGCUCUUAUAAUAAGUGGGGAUCACGACAUGAUCUUUCCGCACUUAGGCACUAAGCAGUGGAUACACAAUCUGAAUUUAGAUGUUGAUAGUACCUGGGCCCCAUGGUUUGUCAAGCAACAAGUAGCAGGAUACACUGAGUCGUUUUCACAUGAUAACUUUUCAUUAACAUUUGCGACUGUUAAGGGUGCAGGUCAUGCAGCUCAAGAGUUUAAGCCUGAAGAAUGUCUGGCUAUGGUCAAUAGGUGGUUUGAUCAUAAACGACCCCUUUAUAGUGUCAACAAUUAAGACAUCUUCUUGGGCACAAUUGAGCAUGGGGCUUAGGGUUCCUUAAUGCUUUAAUAUAUUUAUUAGACAUCUUUAAUACAUGCCCCUCCUAAUUAUCAACAUGUCAUUAUAAAUAUUUUUGAAUUUUGUUCGCAAAACCCUUUUCCAAUCAUUCCUUUCUUCGGGGUCAUUUGUCACCCCUUUAACGCGACAUGAUGAAAUGGUUCAGCUAUUCAGAUUGUUUGUGUUA